AUUUACCAGAGAGUCCACGUUCGUAUGAAACACCAAAUCGUCUACCAUCAAUCUGCCACAUAAUGUCAAACUGCAGUGUACCAACUGUAACAGUUAAAGACAAAACAGGAACGGUUCUGGUAGAAAUAAAAGGCAAUAAAUCCCAGGAUCUCAAAGAAUUUUCACAAACUUUGAAGGAUGUUCAGAAGCAAGUUAAUACAUACCUCACAAACCUCAUCCACAACGAUGCACCAGGAGACUCUGUAAACAGUGACAGUGAUGGCAGUGAAGAUGCUGAAGAAGAAGAAGAUGAUGAUGAUGAUGAUAAUGAUCAGACUGCUGGCAGUGAUGAUGCUGGAGGUCCAGCUUCUAAAAGAAAGAAAUGCUAAUUAUUAUAUAAUAAAACGUGAAACUUAUGAAAUGUGCCGAUAACAAAAGACACUUUUGUGUGAUACUUGCUGUAAAUAUAUCUAUAUUAUCUUCAGAGAUUAAUAAUUAUUGAUAAAUUAAUUAC
Messenger RNA from Schistocerca cancellata (South American locust), 493 nucleotides. Its product is annotated as nucleolar complex protein 2 homolog. The record is from RefSeq and is a predicted model, not a curated record. The transcript is spliced from 3 exons. Bases 63 to 368 code for a protein of 101 amino acids. Lineage: Eukaryota; Metazoa; Arthropoda; Insecta; Orthoptera; Acrididae.